Molecule: messenger RNA, 1716 nt
Organism: Nestor notabilis (Kea)
Lineage: Eukaryota; Metazoa; Chordata; Aves; Psittaciformes; Psittacidae
Product: adenomatous polyposis coli protein-like
Exons: 3
Biological process (GO): negative regulation of canonical Wnt signaling pathway; Wnt signaling pathway; nervous system development
Cellular component (GO): catenin complex; cytoplasmic microtubule; beta-catenin destruction complex
Molecular function (GO): gamma-catenin binding; beta-catenin binding; microtubule binding
Source: RefSeq, a predicted model, not a curated record
CAGGUCAUUGCAAGUGUGUUAAGGAACUUGUCCUGGCGAGCAGAUGUAAACAGCAAAAAGACUCUGAGAGAAGUUGGAAGCGUGAAAGCAUUGAUGGAAUGUGCUUUAGAAGUUAAGAAGGAAUCCACCCUAAAAAGUGUUCUGAGUGCCUUAUGGAAUUUGUCAGCACACUGUACUGGGAACAAAGCUGACAUAUGUGCUGUUGAUGGUGCUCUUGCAUUUCUAGUUGGCACACUGACAUACCGGAGCCAAACAAACACGUUAGCUAUCAUAGAAAGCGGAGGAGGAAUAUUAAGAAAUGUUUCUAGCUUAAUUGCUACUAAUGAGGACCAUAGGCAAAUCCUGCGAGAGAACAGCUGCUUACAAACAUUGUUACAACAUUUGAAGUCACACAGUUUGACAAUAGUCAGUAAUGCAUGUGGGACCCUGUGGAAUCUUUCUGCACGAAAUGCGAAGGAUCAGGAGGCACUGUGGGACAUGGGAGCCGUGAGCAUGCUGAAAAAUCUCAUUCACUCCAAGCACAAAAUGAUAGCCAUGGGUAGCGCUGCAGCUUUAAGAAACCUCAUGGCAAACAGGCCAGCAAAAUAUAAAGAUGCCAACAUUAUGUCUCCGGGAUCAAGCUUACCGUCUCUUCAUGUCAGAAAACAAAAGGCACUGGAAGCAGAAUUAGAUGCUCAGCAUUUAUCAGAGACUUUUGACAACAUUGAUAAUUUAAGCCCGAAAGCAUCUCACCGUAAUAAGCAGAGACAUAAGCAAAAUGUAUACAGUGAGUAUGUCUUGGACUCGAGUCGGCAUGAUGAUGGUGUAUGCAGAUCAGAGAGUUUUAAUGCUGGUAAUGUGACUGUACUUUCACCAUAUUUAAAUACUACAGUAUUGCCUGGCUCCUCCUCUUCCAGUAGAGGAAACAUAGAAAAUUCUCGAUCUGAGAAAGACAGAAGUCUUGACAGAGAACGAGCAGUAGGCUUAAAUACCUAUCAUCCAGCUCCUGAGAAUGCUGGGAGUUCCUCUAAGAGAAAGGGAAUGCAGAUUUCUACUGCUGCAGCUCAGAUCACCAAAGUUAUGGAAGAAGUAACAACAAGCAUGCAUAUUCCACAAGAAGACAAAAGUUCAGGUUCCACUUCUGAAAUGCACUGUUUGACAGAAGAUAGAAAUGCCCCAAGGAGAUCAGCUACGGCCCACAGUCACUCAAAUACAUACUUCCCUAUAUCUGAGAAUUCAAAUAGGACAUGUCCUGUGCCUUAUACUAAAAUGGAAUACAAGAGAGCUUCAAAUGAUAGUUUAAAUAGUGUCAGCAGUAGUGAUGGCUAUGGUAAAAGAGGCCAAAUGAAACCUUCUGUUGAAUCUUACUCUGAAGAUGAUGAAAGUAAAUUUUGUAGUUAUGGUAAAUAUCCAGCUGACCUGGCACAUAAGAUUCAUAGUGCAAAUCAUAUGGAUGACAACGAUGGAGAGCUAGAUACUCCUAUUAAUUAUAGUCUUAAAUACUCAGAUGAACAGUUGAAUUCUGGAAGGCAGAGUCCCUCUCAGAAUGAAAGAUGGGCAAGGCCUAAGCAUAUAGUAGAUGAUGAAAUGAAGCAAAAUGAACAAAGGCAGUCGAGGAGCCAAAAUGCAACCUACCCUGUGUACGCUGAAAGUGGAGAUGAUAAACACAUGAAGUAUCAGUCACCUUUUGCACAGCAAGAGUGCGUUUCUUCCUUUAGAUCAAGAGGAUCCAGCGGU